Messenger RNA from Rotaria sordida, 945 nucleotides. The record is from the annotation of a GenBank genome assembly. Lineage: Eukaryota; Metazoa; Rotifera; Eurotatoria; Philodinida; Philodinidae.
AUGUCAAGAGGACGAUCAACAUCUUUUGAUAGUCAAGAUGAGAAAACAAGGUCGAAUGUUUUUCAAAUCGAUGUUAUAUCACACACAAGUAUAGAUAAUCAUGUAUUAAAUAAUACUGAAAUAAAUGUUGAUGAUAAUAAAAUUUUAUUAUCACCAAAUAAAACUAAUCUUCAUCGAAAUUUAAAAGAACGACAUAUGAUUAUGAUUGCAUUAGGUGGAACAAUUGGUACUGGAUUAUUUUUAGCAUCUGGACAAGUAUUAGCAUCAUCAGGACCUGGUGGUUCUCUUAUUUCUUAUAGUAUUGUUUCAAUUAUGGUUUAUUUUGUUAUGACAACUUUAGCUGAACUUUCAACACAAUAUCCAAUAAGUGGUUCAUUUAGUACAUAUGGAAGUCGUUUUGUUGAUGAAGCAUUUGGUUUUGCAUUAGGUUAUAAUUAUUAUUUAGCUGGUGUAACAGUAAUUGCUAGUAAAUUAAUAGCUGCUGGAAUUAUUGUACAAUUUUGGUUACCACAUUUUCCAACGAUUAUUUGGUCUCUAUUAGGAAUGAUAAUAAUGUUUAUAUUAAAUGCAUUUACAGUAAAAAUUGGUUUAUUAGUUGAUAUAGGUGUACUUGGACAUGUUAAAAUUGGAUUUCAUAAUUGGAAAAUUGAUGGUGCACCUUUUUAUAAAGGUAUAAGUGGAAUUGUUACUAGUUCAAUUGCUUCGAGUUUUGCAUUUGGAGGUACAGAAACUAUUGGUGUAACAGCAGGUGAAAGUGCAAAUCCUCGUCGUGAUGUUCCACGUGCAAUGCAUGGAACUAUUUGGCGUAUUAUUUUAUUUUUUGUUGGAUCAAUUUUUAUAAUGGGUCUUGUUAUUCCAUAUAAUGAUCCUAGUUUAGUUCAUAAUGAAAUUAAAAGUGUAGAUGUAUCACCAUUUACACUUGUUUUUAUUAAAUCAGGUCUUAAA